GUUGAGAUUUCGGCCGCCUCUAUCUCUUGCGCCACCAACAACCUUGUCCUGAACAAAUUAUCGACGAAGACAGCGGCCUUUCAUCUGGAUGAUGCGGACAAGAUUUUUGCACACAUUGACUUCCCUUCCUCCGAGACAGCCCUUAUUAUCGAUCCACCAAGAAAGGGCUGCUCUGACGAGUUCCUGGACCAGAUGGUGGACUUCCGGCCUGCCCGUGUCGUGUACGUGAGCUGUAAUGUGCAGACACAGGCUAGGGAUCUGCAAGGAUUGUUGGAUCGCUGUGCAGCCAAGGGACUCGCUGGAUACAAGGUUGAAGCCAUUCGUGGAUUUGAUCUCUUUCCUCAGACAAGGCACGUUGAGGGCGUUAUGACCCUGACGCGCCUCUGAGCAUAAUUUUUACCACAAUCAAGCAAAAUAAAGAUCCCUACUUUCAACAGCUUUCCUCCAUUCUCUAUAAGCUCCACGAAAACAAACGAUGGCAACCACUACAGCAAACGAUUCUGCCUUUGACUCUACCACCGACCCAGCUAAUCUAAAUGAGGACAACGUCGUGGAGUUGAUGCCAGCCCCCCUGCAACCCCAGGUUCAGGCACAAACCCAUUCACUCGACAUCCCUGGCAAACUACAGCAACAGCAACAGCAACAGCAACAGCAACAGCAACAGCAACAGCAACAGCAACAGCAACAGCAACAGCAACAGCAACAGCAACAGCAACAGCAACAGCAACAGCAACAGCAACAGCAACAGCAACAUCUGCAGCAACAUCAAGAACAGGAUAAUGAUCCGAAUAGCGACAAGAAUGUUAGUCCGCAAGAGCUAACGCUAUAUGUCGAAAAGCUCCUCGAACAAAUCAAUUCCAAGUUCGAUGGAGUAUCAGUGCAGAUAUUUGGCAAGAUGGACGAAAUGUCAUCGAGGAUUGAGGAGCUUGAAAAAUCUAUCGGCGAGUUGGUCCAGAGCGCAGAGGAUGACUCCAAGACACCACCGAUCUCUAAAACCUCACAGGCGGGCGGCCAGGACUAAUAGAAGUAAUAGCUUGCAAUAAAACACAUCAUUUAACAUACGU
Molecule: messenger RNA, 1064 nt
Organism: Gamsiella multidivaricata
Lineage: Eukaryota; Fungi; Mortierellomycota; Mortierellomycetes; Mortierellales; Mortierellaceae
Product: heat shock factor binding protein 1-domain-containing protein
Exons: 3
Coding region: 476-1021 (181 amino acids)
Molecular function (GO): transcription corepressor activity
Source: RefSeq, a predicted model, not a curated record